AUGCGUUCACUGAUUAAACAUUUAUACAUACAUUUGUUACUUAUUAUUACUUUCUCUUCAUUCUCAAUUUCUGAAAACGAUCCAAACCUAAUUAAUUCCUCUAUCUUACGACGAAGUACGUAUUCUGGUGAUGGUACAUUUUACGCUGUGGGUCUAGGUGCUUGUGGAUAUGUCAAUAACGACGGACAAAUGGUAGCUGCUUUGCCAGCAGAACAAUUUGACCAUUUAACUAAAAAAAGAGCCUGUGGUUCUACUGCUGUAGUUCAUCGUGGUAGUAGGAGAAUUGUUGUAAGGAUUGUAGAUAGAUGUGCUGGUUGUAAAGUUGGUGACAUUGAUUUAUCACCUGAUGCCUUUAGUGGGCUUGCUGAACCCGUAGAAGGACGUGUUCAUGUCACUUAUUCUCUUAAAACGAGGAG
This is a messenger RNA of Racocetra persica, 416 nucleotides long. The record is from the annotation of a GenBank genome assembly. Lineage: Eukaryota; Fungi; Glomeromycota; Glomeromycetes; Diversisporales; Gigasporaceae.